Molecule: messenger RNA, 3165 nt
Organism: Hordeum vulgare subsp. vulgare (domesticated barley)
Lineage: Eukaryota; Viridiplantae; Streptophyta; Magnoliopsida; Poales; Poaceae
Product: disease resistance protein RGA5-like
Exons: 3
Coding region: 147-2930 (927 amino acids)
Biological process (GO): defense response to other organism
Molecular function (GO): ADP binding
Source: RefSeq, a predicted model, not a curated record
CAUCUAUCCUCUCCUUGCUCCAUGCUUUUCCGCCACUGCACAAGCCUCGUUGCUUCACCGGCCUCGGCCUGACGUGUCGCCGGAGUCUGAUCGGCGUACAUAUCCCGCCACACAAAAUUAACAGAGCUAGCACGUCCUGCAAACCCAUGGAGGCGGCUCUCGUGAGUGUGGCGACGGGGGUCCUGAAGCCCGUCUUGGAGAAGCUGGCUGCUCUCCUUGGUGACAAAUACAAGCGGUUCAAGGGCGUGCGCAAGGAGAACAAGUCCCUUACUCAUGAGCUGGCCGCCAUGGAGGCUUUUCUCCUAAAGAUGUCCGAGGACGAGGAUCCCGAUGAGCAGGAUAAAGUUUGGAUGAAUGAGGUGCGGGAGCUGUCCUAUGACUUGGAGGAUGCCAUCGACGACUUCAUGCAAAGCAUCGGUGACAACGAUGAAAAAUCAGAUGGCUUCACUGAGAGGAUCAAGAGCUCGCUAGGGAAGCUGGGAAAGAUGAAGGCUCGGCACCGGAUCGGCAAGGAGAUCCAAGAUCUGAAGAAACAAAUCAAAGAGGUGGGUGAAAGGAAUGCAAGGUACAAGAGUCGUCAUGAGGCCUUCUCCAAGACCGUCAAUGCGACCGUUGACCCUAGAGCUCUUGCUAUAUUUGAGCAUGCACCAAAGCUUGUUGGUAUCGAUGAACCCAAGGCUGAGAUAAUCAAGCUGUUAACAGAAGAGGAUGUCCGUGCUUCAGAGCAAGAACAACAACAACCGAAGAUAGUCUCCAUUGUUGGAUCUGGAGGUAUGGGCAAGACAACUCUUGCGAACCAAGUCUAUCAAGAGCUCAAAGGACAAUACGAGUGUAGGGCUUUCGUAUCAGUGUCACGAAAUCCAGACAUAAUUAACAUCUUGAGAACCAUUCUCAGUGAAGUGGCUAGGAAAGAUUAUGGUGGCACCCAAGUGGGGAGUGCACAACAACUCAUCAGCAAGAUUACUGAUUUCCUAGAAGACAAAAGGUAUUUUGUUGUUGUUGACGAUAUAUGGAACGAGGAUACGUGGGAUAUUAUUAAGUGUGCAUUCCCCGCUGCAAGAUCUACCAGUAAAAUAAUCACCACUACUCGUAUAAACAAUGUCGCCCAUUCAUGUUGUUCAUCAUUCAAUGGUCGUAUUUACAAUAUAAGGGCUCUCGAUAUAGUGCACUCGAGACAGUUAUUUCAUAGAAGGUUAUUCAAGUCGGAUGAAGAUUGCCCUUCAUAUCUUGAAAAAGUUUCUGGGCAGAUAUUGAAAAAAUGUGAUGGGUUACCUUUGGCGAUCAUUGCUAUAUCUGGUUUGCUGGCUAAUUCAGAAAGAACAGAGGAUCUAUGGAAUCAAGUGAAAGAUUCAAUUGGUCGUGCACUUGAAAGAAAUCCUAAUGUCGAAGGAAUGAUGAAGAUAUUGUCACUUAGUUACUUUGAUCUACCUCUUUAUCUAAAAACAUGUCUAUUAUAUCUGAGCGUAUAUCUAGAAGAUUCUACUAUUGAGAAGAAGGGCCUAAUAAGAAGAUGGAUUGCUGAAGGAUUCAUUCACACAGAAGGCAGAUACACGACAUAUGAAGUAGGAGAAAGGUAUUUUAAUGAACUACUCAAUAGGGGUUUGAUCCAGCCUGGGAUUAUAGAUAUCUAUGGCGAAGUGGUGAGUUGUCGAGUACAUGACACAAUUCUUGAUUUCAUCAUAUCCAAGUCCAUAGAAGAGAACUUUGUUACUUUACUUGGUGUUCCCAUUCUGACAAUUGGGAAACAAAGAAAAGUUGUUCGUCGGCUCUGUGUACAAGGUGUGGAGGAAGGAAAUUCAGCAGUAUUGAUAGCAGAUCUCGUGUUUUCCCAUGUCCGAUCACUUGCUAUGGUUAGAGGUCUGUUGGAAAUCCCUUCUCUGGAAGAGUUCAGACAUCUGCGUGUUCUUGACUUGAAGGAUUGCUCUGAAUUGGAAGAUCAUCAUCUUGAAAAUAUAGUGAGGUUGUUCCAGCUGAGGUACCUGAAUCUCAAAGGUACACAAAUAAGCAAGCUCCCAGAACAAAUUGGACGUUUAGGAUGCUUAGAGAUGCUGGACCUAAGAGACACUUGUGUAAGGGGAUUACCUGCAUCUAUUGUUAAUCUCAGAAAAUUGUCACAUCUACUUGUUCAUAAUGACAUUAAAUAUCCUCAUGGGAUUGCAAAGAUGCAAGCACUGGAGACGUUGCAAUUUGUGACGGUCUCCAUUCAACCAGUUGACAUCCUGUGUGGCCUUGGUCAACUAAUGAAUUUGAGGAAUCUGGGGCUUACCCUUGAUUUCAUAUUUGGUUCUGACGCUAAGAAUACAAAUAUGGUUGGAGAGGAGCACAAGAAAGCUAUUGUCUCCUCCCUGUGUAAGCUAGGCACCCAGAAUCUCCGCUUCCUGAAUAUUGAGUUUGGACGCAGCCUCUUACAUGUGGAAUCUUUGUGUUUGCCUACCCUCGAGCAACUUUCUAUCCGUUUUUCGGACUUCCCACAUGUUCCGACAUGGGUGGCCUCCCUCAGAAACCUCCAAUGGCUACGCCUUGGUUUGAAGGUAGUCAAGCAGGACGACCUCUGCGUCCUUGGGGCGUUGCCCAGUCUGCUGAUUCUACAUCUGCAUGAAGAAACAGAGUCAAACGAAAAGCUCAGGAUCAGUGGUGAAGUUGGGUUCCGAUUCUUGAAGAUUUUUAUUUAUUGCAAAGGUUUUGGUCCAGUAGAUCUGAUGUUUGGGACAGGGUCCAUGCCAAAGCUUGAAAAACUAGAGAUUCACGUGCUUUGCAUAGUUGAAGCUAACUCUGUCGGCUUUGGAAUUGAGAACCUCCCUUGCCUCACUAGUGUCAAAUGCUUGGCUCUUGAGGGUGAUGACGGCAUUGUUCAAGUUGUGAAGUCUGUCAUGGAGAGAGCAGCCAGCACACAUCCCAACCACCCUAGUCUACUCUUUGGGAGAAUUUGAAUUAACAAGCGAACAACUGGGCAGUUGCUUCUGCUCCUCGUCCGCCCGGCCAGCCGGUUGUGAAGUUUAAUAGCAUUUGGCUUGAUUCAUCUGUCUUUUAUGAUACACUAUUCUCUCCAUCGGAUAAUAGUGUACUAUGGAUAAUGGUACAAAAUUGUAGAAUUGGUUAAGGCUGCUACUGUACUGGAUUUUUUGUAAUAAUUGGUCAUCCGUGUUGAUGGUUUAAUAUUAUUGG